Cyclospora cayetanensis is the source of this 4968-nucleotide messenger RNA. RefSeq lists its product as uncharacterized. The coding region runs from base 1 to 4968 and encodes 1655 amino acids. The record is from RefSeq and is a predicted model, not a curated record. NCBI's taxonomy places the organism in Eukaryota, Apicomplexa, Conoidasida, Eucoccidiorida, Eimeriidae. The transcript is spliced from 10 exons.
AUGGCUCAUAAAAAGGGCCUAACCCCCGCCGUCCCUCCCCUCCACGCGAGGUGUGACGAGGCAAGCGACACCUCCGAGAAGCUGCCUCAGCAGCAGCUCAAGGAUACGCCAAUCGAGGCUUGGCUGUCGUGUGGCACCUCCUUCGACCCCUUAUCGGCGCUGCAGCACUUGGGGGUUUCGGAGGAGCAGCUGCAGCAGCUGCUCAAGCAGCAGCAGCAGCCGCAAGGCUCUCGUUUGAUGCAGGAGUAUGAGGCAGAAAGAGAGGCCAAGAGCGAGCUGGCUCGCGCAGAAGAGGCGCUCGUGUCUGGAGAGAUUUGUCUCGAACGCGAUGAAAGGGAGCACCGCCAGCAGCUCAAGCUGCAUAAGCAGCAGCAGCACAGGAAGAAGCAGCAGCAGGAGGAAAGGGAGAAAGAGUUUUUGCGCCUCCCUGUCUAUAGCGAGCGACCUUCAGAUAUCCCCCCGGAAAUGCUGCGUAUUCUUGAAGAAGACGCAGAAAAGCGGGAGACGAUUUGGAAUACGAUCCAGCCUAAGGCAGGAGGCGGUGCUGCGGCUACAGAGGGGCCCCUAAGGGCCCCUAGCCGCAGAGCCAAGAAAACAACAGUGUCUACGGGCAAACCGACCCAGCAGGCUUUUUUUGACAGCAGCGCUACGAGCAGCAGCAGCGCUACGAGCAGCAGCCUGGGAGCAACUGCUUUCCCAAUAGAGCGGCAUCGGCGGCAUCGAGGAAAAAAGCCUCUGGGAAGAGCAGGGGACCCCCGAGUUGCCGAGGCUGUCGGUACAGCGGAGGCAGCACCUCAGGGAGGCGCCUUCUCCGUGUACUUGGAGGGGAUGGAGAAGCCGCUGCGUUUUGCUGCCUCUGAAGUGCCUCGGCGUGCAGUCGAUGCUGCGGCUGGGAGCAAUAAGAGCAUUGGCAGCAGCGACAUGAGCAGCAUUAGCAGUAGCAGCAGCAUUAGCAGCAGUGAGGAAGAAGAGCGAGUUGCACGGGAGGAGCGAUGGAUGCAGCGGGCACAGCACGAGGAGCUGCUGUUGUUGCAGCAGCAAGAUCGUUUCCUCAUGCUCUGCAGGCAGAAGCCGCAGGAGGUAGCGCUGUGGAUACAGUUGGUAGCCUUGCAGGAGCAGAUGUUGCAGCAGCAGCAGCCGUUGCUUCUCUCGCCGCUGACAGCAGAGCAGCUGCCGCUGCGGCAGCAGGAAAUUCUGGAUGUAGCGUGUGGGGGGGGUCAAGGCGGCGUGGCUGCGGCAGCUCUGCCAGAGUUGUUGACGCUGCGACGACUGCUGCUGCUGCAGCAAACGUCGGUGCCUUUGAAUGCUCCUCCCUGGCUUAGAACGGCAGCCCUUAUAGGACGAGCGAAUGCCUCUCUCGAUCUCACGGGCAGCCGCCACGGAAACAGCUGUACGUACACCGCAACGGCGCUGGCGAGGUGUCUCUGCAGCGCUGCCGCGGGGGCCUCUCAACACACGGAGGCUUCGGCAAGGGUUCUCUUUCGCGAGCUGUUGCAGACGACUGCAGAGAGUCUGGCUGCAGCAGCAGGAGGAGCAGGAGGAGGAGCAGGAGGAGCAGCAGCAGGAGGAGGAGCAGCAGGAGGAGCAGACACGCUGUGCAAGAACGACGACUUUCGCACAUGUUUCGCGUUGUUUCAGGAGGUCGUCUUUGGAUUUAUGCUGCCUCUUGAAGUGCGCAGAGGCCGCAUGCCAGUUGCCGCAGCGACGAUCCAGGGUAUCGUACAGCUGGCUCUGCUGCAUACACAGCAACAGCAGCAGCGGCAGGUGCUGUCGGAAGGAGAGGCCGCUGGCGCUGACAGCUUGUUCGAGCGCCAAAGUAGCAGCAGCAGCGGGUGUAGAUCCCUUGUUGGUGCGGGGUUUGCUGCAUACUCGGCUGCUGAUUUUGGCCUUUCUGCCUUGUCGUGGAGGAGCCGCGUCGUGGGGGAGAGUGCAGUCUCAGGUGCGAAAGCAACAGCCAACGCAGCGGCUGCAGCUGAAGCAGCCGCUGCCGCAGCUGCUGUCGGGAAGGCUGCAGCAGCGGCAGCCACGGCUGCAGCGAAGGAUGCGGCGACUGUCGGAGGGGCUGCAGCUGCAGCGAAUGCAGCUGCCUCCGCAGCUGCGACUGAUCCGUCGUUUGCUGCCAUUGAGGGGAUGAGGCGCGCUGCAGAGGCGGCAGCAGCAGCGGCACGUCGAGCUGCGAAGUCGGCUGCAGAAGCAAGAGCUGCUGCUGCAGCCGCUGCAGCAGCAGAUCUCCGGUUGCCCUCCCCGUACAGCGUCUCUGCGGAUAGUCUGCUGCCCUCGCAGCAGUGGGCAUUGUUGCAUCCUGUCUUGCAAGCCACCGAUGCAGUCUUGUCUGCUGCUGGCGCUGGUGUCGCCUGUUGCAGCAGAACCGACGUUGGUAGCAGGAGGGCAAGCAGCAGCCUGGCGUCUGCAGCAAAGGCAGAGGCAGUCUCCGUAGCGGAUACGGCAUAUCGCUUGGUGCUCAUGACGCUGGACGCGCUCUGUUCUCCCACGCUGCAUCGUUUUCCUUCUAGACACCCACACCUCCAGCGUAGUGACACCGCAGCAGCGCCUGCAGCAGACGCGGCGAGGCUUCGGGCCUUAGUGCUGCAGCUGCAAGCAGCACAAAACGCCGCCAGUAAAGCAGGGAGCAGCAGUAAUACUGGCGACAACGAACGCAGCAGUACAAGCAGCAGCACUGCGUUUUCCUUUUGGUGGCCUCCCCUCUCUCUGCUGCCAGCUGCGGAUAUUCGAUUGCUGGAGCAGCAGACGCGUGCUGCAGCGAUCUGGUUUGUAUUUCAGAAACAGCUUCGUCGCGCUGUGUUGCAGACGCAGCAGCAGGACGAGAUUCAGUCAGCUGAGCGACAUUCCCCUGCAGCCUCCGCCAUCAAAGAACCGAUGACUCCACAAGCCUUAGCGGCUUUGCUUUGCUCACAGGCGCUCCUCGUGUUCCCAGAUGACAAACUUCUGCUAUACUGUUUGCUCUGUUUAUGCCCCUCCCCCAAAGUCUUUCGGCUGGUGCUGAAGCGCAACGAGGGGCAGCCUGCCUUGUGGCUCACCUUCGCAACCUCCCUCUUUCUGCAGGCUGCUGAAGCGACACGGCAGCGCGCUCGUCUGGCCAGAGACGAGAGUAGUAGCGCCUCUGCUGCUGCUGGCAGCAACAGCAAGGAGAAUUCGCCUCAAGCGCAGCUUCUCCAGGGACGGAAAGUCUUGCGAACCUGCUGCACCGCAUUUGCUGCCAAUGCGUCUCUUGCCGCUUCUUGGGUGUUCCUCGAGCUGACUGCAGCCGCUGCAGCAGCUGCUGCUCGUGGAUCUCCGCGCUCGUUUGACUCCCCCUCCCAGAAAAAGAUGCACGAUGCGCGUGCCUUUCCGUCUGUCCUGCGUUUCGGCUGGCCAUGUGCGUGCUGGCUUGGAAGCGACAGCGGCAGCUGCUGCCAUCCUGAGGAGCAGCAGCAACACGGAGUUGCGCACCGUCUGCCGUUUGAAGGGUGGGGAAUAACAUCCGCCGCUUUCCAGGUUGCUCUGUGUUCAGCGAAUCGCUCUUUCUCUGAGUCUUUUGAUCCCACUGCUCCAGGGGCCUCUUCGCUGCCACACACGGGAGCGCCACAGCCUCAGACGUCUACCUCGAAAGAAGAGAGCGGCAACUUCCUCGAGAGCCUUGCCUUUGAGCGCUCACAAGUGGCGGCUUGCCGAGCUGUGCUGCUGCAGCGCUCUCGCAUCGCCGCGUCUGCUGCUGCCGCGAAGGCGAACGUUUUCCCGCUACUCACCUCAGAGCCUUGGGCAAACCUUUUCCUGGCGCUGCUGCUGGAGGCAGCACUCUCGCAGACGUCUCCAGUCCUCGCGAUCUGGAACUGUUUCGAGCAGCACAGCGGGCAGGCAGCAGCUGCCGCCACUGCCACGGCUGAAGCGGCAACUGGAGGGAGCGGCGGCUCCUGCUGCCCCUGCUGCUGUGGCUGUUCGGAGUCUGCCUCUCCAACGGAUACACCGGAGAAAACGCUUUCACCGAUCAGCGACUGCAGCGUCGAACACGCCGGGGGAAGGCUACGCUUCUCUCUGUGCAGCCGCGCUGAAGCGGCACGCUGUGAAGAGUUAGCCUUGUCUUUCGUGCUGGUGCUGCUGCUCGCCCUUAGCCGCACACCUUGCGCUUCUCCUGCGCCUCCAGUGUCUGCUCCCGAAGAAUCCAAGGCUCGCGGAGAGGAGAAGGCAUCCUUACCUGACGACGCGUCUGUUCUGCUGCACGCCUGUGACGAGAUGUUGAAGCGCUUUCCUUCGAACCCUUUCUUCCUGGCGGUGUAUUCUCAGGCUCAGCGCCUGACACCGUGGCCGUCUGCUGCGACGCUCGAAAGCGCAUUUCUCUCUGAGUGGCGCAUUAAUUCCAACGUGUCGCAGAGGUGGCUGCACAAGUACGCCUCCUUAGCCUCCAGCAGCACUGCCCUUCCUUUCGCGCUGCUGCGACGACUGCCGGGGUCCCCUGAUGGAAUGCCGUGCGGUGCGGCAGUGCUGCAGCGCGAGCAGCAGCUUUGGGUGUAUCUACAGGCGCUGCUCUUGAGCGCGAACGUUCAGAACGCCAUGCCCGACGGCGAGGCAGCAGGGGAUGCAGCAAUGGUAGCUUCCUUGGACGGCACAGGUCUCGCGAGUCUCUGUGAGAGGCUCCUCUGCCAGCCUUCGUGCGCGCAGCAUGCGGACUCUAAAAACUUUGACCUUUCUGCCCCUACCCAGCAACGCGAACAAGAAGCUCGAACGCAGGCAAACCAAAUGGAGGAGCGCCUCCUGCAGGCGGUUACGCAUUGUCCAUUCUCAAAGAGGAUUUGGCUUUUGCUGCUGCACGUGCUGCAUGUGCGAAGGCGCCAAGCGGGGAUCGAAGGUUCAAGUAUGGCACUGACAGGCGGCUCUGUGGCAGCAGAGGAUGCCGUCAUCCUUCUACAUGAUGCGUUGCAAAGAGGCCUGCACUAUCAUGGCGACCCUCUAGCGGCGUUGGCUGCUCCCUAG